GGCGCGCGCGCGGGGCGGGCAGUCGGCGCCCGCGCUCAGUGUGUCGGCGCGCGCCCGCCGCCAUGGGCAACCAACACUCCGCCUCACACCCCUCUCUCAAGCCCCGGAAAAACGUCCACUGGAAGUCAGCAGGACGUCCGGCGGCGCCCGGAAAGCCGAAUAUCAUCCCGAUCCAGUCCGAUGAUGAACCGAACGCGAUCACGCUGCGCUGGGCGGCUUCAGCGCACGACGGUGGCGCGCCGCUGCAGGGCUACCAGGUGGAGUGCAACCGGCUGGGCUCGGCCGGCUGGGUGCGCACGGCGCCGCCCGUCGUCGCGCGCCCCGAGCUCGUGCUCACCGGCCUCGAGCCCCCGCACCGGUACCAGUUCCGCGUCGCCGCCAUCAACGCCGUCGGCCUCUCCGACUACAGCGAACUCUCCGACGUUCUCAACGUCGGUUCCGACCGCCCUUAUAACGAACCGCCCAUUUUCUACCAGCAUCUGACCGAUGUGACCGCCCUCGAAAAUGAUAAAACUGAAUUCCGAGUCAGCUUCUCGGGCAUCCCCGCGCCCACAGUCUCCUGGUUUAAAGACGAUUAUGAAAUAUUCAGUAGUAGACGAACGGCGAUCACGACGACCGAGUCUUCGAGUGUGCUUAUAUUCCACCAGACUCUGCCCAGUGACGAGGGCGAAAUCAAGUGCACGGCAACAAACCGCGCAGGGCACGCGGUCAGCAAGGCGCGGCUGGCGCUCGAGGCGGCGCCGAAGCUGCGCUACCCCCGCCAAUACGAGGACGGUCUGCUUUACGAAAUAAACGAAACGGUGUAUCUGAAAAUGUCUAUAGUCGGGAAACCGACACCGACCGUGGAGUGGCGUCACGACGGCCAGCCGAUCGUGGUGGACGAUCGGGUGGAGAUCACGAAUACGCCCAAAUUUUCGAUGUUGAAAAUACACUCCGCACGCAGGAGCGACCGCGGAGAAUACCAAGUUCACGCGAGCAACAUAAUCGGCGAGGACACGGCCGCGUUCCUGGUGACCAUCACGGCACCGCCGGACCCGCCGCGCCGCGUGACCGUCACUCGACAAGUGGACAAGUCCGUCACGCUCGACUGGGAGCCCCCCGAGGACGACGGCGGCUGCCGCAUAGGCAACUACGUCGUCGAGUACUACCGAGGCGGUUGGAAUGUAUGGCUGAAGGCGACGACCAGUCGCAAGACAAACGUGACUCUUUUUGACCUAAUUGAAGGCAGCGAGUACCGUUUUCGCGUGAAAGCAGAGAGUCCGUAUGGUAUGAGUUUGCCCAGCGCGGAGUCAGCGCCGGUGCGGAUCCCGGGCCGCUCGGUCGACAUGGAGUUCCUGGCGGUGGAGUCCCGCAUCAUCAACCAGGUGCUGACGCGCGAGGACGGCGAGACAGCGUCGGUGUCACCGGCGCCGCGUCGCAAGCGCGCGCAAGCCGCGCCGCCUUCUCCGCAGCCUAAACGCCGCGCUGUUACGCCUGACAAGGAUCCCACCGGUAGCAACGAAUUCAUGCUUGUACUAUACCCCGACAAGAAGGAGGGCGACAAAACCGAGAAAAGAAAGUCGUUCCAACUGGAGUUAGAGGACGCGUUGUCGCCGCCGCCGCUGUCGCUGUCGGCACCCGAGCUGAGCUCGCGCGCCAUCCUGCCCUUCAAGGCGCUGCGCAACGCCGUCAGCUCCACCGAGCUCCUGCACGAGCGCGCCAUGGCCCGCUUCUACAAGGCCGUCGCCAUGAAAGAAGAACAGACCAAGAACCAAAAACAAAACAGCCAAAACACACACAUUCCGUACCCUACACACGACACGAGCGACAUCCGACCAAUCGAAGAACAACCAGUAUUAGAGGAACCGAAGAUGAAUCCGCCGCAAAUAUACAUUAAAACCGACUCGGUCGAGAACAAGGAGUACAAGUUCAGCUCUCGUCAAGCUUCCAACGACUCCGAAUCGUCGAUGAACAAGUGGCAGAACAUGUCGUUUGACGAAGACUACACGGCCAGCACGGUCUCCUCGGAUGCUGAGUUCUCCGACGAGGGUAGUCUUAAUGGUGAAAUGGACAGAAGAAGCCAGUAUUCGAACGAGGAGGACACGUACCAUCCUCGGGAUAAAAUUACGCGACCCUCCCCGUCAAAAGAAUAUCUUGAUGAAGAAGAGGAGGACGAAUCCGAAAGAGAAGUCUUAAAACCUUUGCCUCUCCCUGAUCCUAAUUUCGUACCAAAGCCUAUACUUAAACGAAGAGAAGUUGUACAGGAAGUUAAACCUACGCCAAAUUGGUUGAAACCAGUGGAAAAGCAUAUACCCAAACCACAGCCAAAAAUAGAAGAGAAACAUACAUUCGGACCACAAAGUAAGCUUGAUGAAAAGCAGUUAUUUGGAUCGCAACCAAAGGUAGCGGAAAAACACACCUUUGGGCCCCAGACAAAGACAGAUGAGAAACGUUUGUUUAGUACUGAAAUACCAGAAGAAAAAGUUAAAAGUGAACCUACAGAAAAAUAUGAAAUGGAAGAUAGGCCAUUAUCCCCGGAACCAAUACCUAUGCAAACACAACAGGAAGAAAAAGUAACAACAAAAGGCAAGGAUAAGAUUGAUACUAAGGCAGAUGUUUUUGAAAAGCCUAAACAAGACGAAAAAAUGAAUCUAUUCAAGAAAAUCACAAAAAUGCCUGUUCAAAAACCUUCAUUUUCCUUCCCGAAAAUAUUACAAAAGAAAGAACCUGAGAAACCACCUGAAGAGAAGGAAGUGAAUGAAAAGCCAAAGGUAACCAAUAAAGUAGAAAAGAAAAAAGAUGAAAUCACAGAAGAAGGUAGAACUGUUAUUGAAUAUUACGAUAACAUAGUUAGAGAAUAUAAAAGCGCUAAAAAGCCGUCUACUCCACUCUAUCUAAAUACAGAAGAUCUUAAACAUGUCGCAGAAGAGCAAGAAGAAAAGAGAGAGAAGGCAGCUGAACAGAAGAAACUAGUGAAGCAGACGAAAUCUGCAGCUAAUAAAACCACAGGUAAGAAACAAAUAGUAGAUAAAAGUAAAAUCGGUAACUCCGUUUCCAAACAGCCUAAAUCGAAACAAGCUAAUCAAACGGAGGUUAAAACUAACCCAAAGGUGGUAAAGCGAGAAAAAGCUGCCCCUUCAAAAUCGGACAAUAAACAAAACGAACCUCCAGAGAAAUAUACUCAACAAAUUAUUCUUAAGACAACAGAACGAGCCACGAUCGUAAUACCUAUUGAUUACCAGGAACUGGAAGAACAGGCCAAAGUAAACGUGAGAUCCGCGAUAGAUUACAUGGUGGACGUGUGCCUACUGAUGCUGGCUUUCUGGGUCUACUUCUUCAAGGACGAGAGGCUGGCUAUCCCAUUCCUCAUACUGAUCAUCUACCGACAGCUGCAAGAGACGAUCCUGUCCGACAUCCCCGAGUGGGUGCGGACCCACACUCCCAGCUGGCUCAAGAAAAAAACUUCUUGACCGUUCCAUGAAAAGACAUUAUGUGCGAUAAUCUGAUUGUAAUGUGAAAACAGUGUGUUGUGUGAAAUUGUGAUUUACUUAUUAUAAAUGUAAUAUACACCUAAACUUA
Molecule: messenger RNA, 3558 nt
Organism: Leguminivora glycinivorella
Lineage: Eukaryota; Metazoa; Arthropoda; Insecta; Lepidoptera; Tortricidae
Gene: MnM
Product: muscle M-line assembly protein unc-89
Exons: 3
Coding region: 63-3449 (1128 amino acids)
Molecular function (GO): protein binding
Source: RefSeq, a predicted model, not a curated record